Molecule: messenger RNA, 1102 nt
Organism: Ectocarpus sp. CCAP 1310/34
Lineage: Eukaryota; Phaeophyceae; Ectocarpales; Ectocarpaceae
Source: the annotation of a GenBank genome assembly
CCCUGCCAAACUUGCCAUUCAUCCAAUCAAAGCCAAGUUCGGUGGCAUUCUCUAAAACGUUCCCCUCCGCGAAAACCCACGACGCGGAAUGUGCGCGGAACAUUUCCAAGGAGGAUGUUUUGUGGCGCUGUCGGUGGCACAGCAGCUCAACGCACCAAACAAACCUUCGUUAUACGACACCCCGUGACAGACCAACACGUAGUCGACUGCAACGACUUCCCCCGGGAUACCAGUAUAUACACCCCGUGCACUUGCGCACGUGAUCGACAUCAAACAAAAUCUCGUUCCAAGACAACAGAGCUCGUCUUGACUGCCAACUAUGAACCCACAACACACCAUCUACACAAAUGCCGACAUCAAUGUUUCGAGGGUAACGAAAGCACAGGCCUACGAGUUUUUGUGCAAGGAAACAACGCUUGCCAUGGUCGAGGGGUCGGAGAAGGGCGUCGGGUCUGCCCUUUGCGGGUCGGUCCGGGCCAAAGUCAACCGGCACGACUGGGGCAGUGGUGCGCUGCGCCUGCUGAUCUCCGGCGAGGGGCUGUCUGCUUCAGCCCACAAGUAUGCCAGGGGGCUGCAGCAGCCGCCAACAGCAGUCCGCGCGAGAGAGCCUCGUCAGGUGAACGGCCGCGUGGCGAACGACGGCCCCGCGUGGAACGUCCCGGCGGGACUAGUGCUGGUCGGCGUGGACGCCAUCAAUGAGGUGGGAACCGAGACCUAUGUGUGGAGGACGGGUGACCCCCACAGAUCGUCGAGGGAGCUACAAGAUGCGGUUCUUGCCCUCGUCUUCCUCGGGGGGCUGUGGCGACUCGGGGAAGGCAGAACGCGAAGGGAGCAGGCAAGGAGUGUGGGAGGUGCGAGUACAUCGAGGAGUGGGACGGGCUCGCGAUCCCGGGCCUACGACCCGGCGCGGCCCCGGAUGCGCAAGGUCAAGACUCUCAACAAGGGCGGCCUGUCGCCGUGGGAGGGGGACGCCGACACUGGUCGUUCCCUCAAGGGCGACGAGGGGGUGGUGUUCCUGACGGGGUGGCAGGCGAGUCAGAUCGUGAAGGAGCACAACGAUUUGUAUAAAGAGUGGCUGAAGAAGAACCCCAACAACAACUAG